Messenger RNA from Brettanomyces bruxellensis, 3849 nucleotides. RefSeq lists its product as uncharacterized. Lineage: Eukaryota; Fungi; Ascomycota; Pichiomycetes; Pichiales; Pichiaceae. The transcript has a single exon. The coding region runs from base 1 to 3849 and encodes 1282 amino acids. Gene Ontology annotation, cellular component: nucleus; U2 snRNP. Gene Ontology annotation, biological process: mRNA splicing, via spliceosome. Gene Ontology annotation, molecular function: U2 snRNA binding; protein binding. The record is from RefSeq and is a predicted model, not a curated record.
AUGAGUGCAGCGGUCAAGCCGGAUUUCUAUCUCUACAAUCUCACACUUCAACGGUCUUCCUCGGCCAUACAAUGCUGCAUUGGAAACUUUACCGGCGCUAAACACCAACAGCAAAUUGUUAGAUGUACACAAGCAGCGUUGGAACUAUGGACAUUCAACAAGAGAACAGGCGCCUUGACGAAGGUUCUAGAGCAGUAUGCAUAUAGCAAUUUACGCAAAAUCAGUGCCUUUCGGCCCUCGGGCUUCAGCAAGGAUUUCUUAAUUGUGACUUCCGAUAGUGGAGACUUGAGUAUUUUGGAGCUUGAUAACGAGAGCUUCAAGUUUAGAAGAGUGGUCGAUCUACCGUACACCAAGAGUGGGAUUCGUGCCAUAACACCCGGCGAGUAUAUUGCCUUGGAUGGUCAAAGCAGGGCUUUUUUGCUGGGGUCAAUUCUGAAGAAUAAGAUUGCCUGCUCAGUAAUACGAGAUGAGGCCAACAAACCGUCUGUUUCCUCACUAUUGGAAGCUAAUCACAGCGGAACGGUGACUUUUGCCAUGUGCGGACUGGAUGUUGGGUUUGACAACCCGCUUUUUGCUGCAAUAGAGUCCACCACACACUCGCGAAGUGGGAAGAAAAGCCUCAGGUACUACGAGUUGGAUCUUGGCCUUAAUUACGUUGUGAAAAAGUACACUGAGGAAGCACCAGAGUCGGUGAACUUCCUCUUGAGCGUUCCCGGCGGAAUAUACGGCCCAUCAGGCGUUCUUGUGUGCUCUAAGGGACUCAUACAGUACAAAUACUUGACGAAAAUGACACAUAACAUCCCGAUUCCUAGACGAGAAGGUCAAAAGCAGGAUGCACAGAUCAUAGCUGGUGUGGUUCAUGUUCUCAAGCGAGACUACUUCAUUCUUCUUCAGACGGAUCUCGGUGAUCUGUUCAAGGUUACGGUGACAGGAAAGAAGCAGGAUUCGGACGAAUCGGACGGUCAGGCGGGGAUGGUGGAUAAAAUCGAGAUACGGUACUUUGACUCAAUGCCAAUCUGCACUUCCUUGCUAAUCUUCCGGUCCGGCUUCUUGUAUGCGAACUGCGAGUCCGGAGACCAGUACAUAUACCAGUUUGAGAAGUUGGGGGACGAUCCGGGCGAAAAAGUGUGGUGCUCAACCGAUUUUCCAGACGAAAUAGCGGCAAAAACGUGCGAGAAUGCUGUUUUCCAACCGCGGCAGUUUGUGAACUUGAACCUGGUGUACAUUGUGGAAAACUUGAACCCUGUCAUCGACUGUACCAUCCACUCCUCGGAUAACGUGACGGAUUUGCCGGUGAUCAUCAGUCUUUGUGGCAGCCAGUCAAGAUCAUCACUCAAGAUUCUCAACCACGAAAUUCCGUACACAGAGAUCGUUUCGCAGGAGUUGCCGUCGAAAGUCGAGGCGGUGUUUGCGUUUGCGACCCAUGCAGAUGACGCAAACGACAAGUUGAUCGCACUCUCGUUUUAUGAUGAGACGUUACUUCUUAAAAUCGGUGAGGAGGUCGAAGAAGCAGAGAAUACCGGCUUUAAAACGGAUGUGGCGACUUUGGCGGCUGCACAGCUUGGAAAUGGCUCUGUUGUGCAAGUUUAUGCUGACGGGCUGAGGCAGAUUUUCUAUGAUGACGACGACAAGCCUGUUGAUACGGUAGAUUGGAAGGCUCCAGUUGGAAUAGAGGUACUGCAUGGUGCUGUGAGUGAGACACAGGUGGUUCUUGCUCUCUCCAGCAGAGAAAUCGCGUACUUCGAGGUUGAUGAGCAAGACAGGCUUAUAGAAUAUGGCGAGAGGAAGGAACUGGGUUCGCAGAUCACCAGUUUGUGUCUUGGUGAGCUUUCCGGUGGCCACAAGCGGUUUCCGUUCAUUUUUGCCGGUGGAAAGAACCAGACGUUGACUGUAUUGAAGACAGAUCCAAGUUCGACUCUUGAUGUUGUUUCCAAGCAGGACUUGAGCUCUGUACCGACAUCUUCGGCUGCGUUUUCGAUGAAGAGUCCAAGUGCGUUUGUUCACUCCGAGUCUGAUGAUGAAGCAGACGAAGAUGAAAGCAGAAUUCACCAGGAGUCGCUUUUUCUCCACAUUGGAAUGGCCAAUGGUGUGUAUGCCCGUCUCAAGUUGGACCCGGUAACAGGAGAGUUGAGCAACCCAAGAAACCAGUAUGUAGGUCCGCAAAAAGUGCUUCUCUCGAAGCUUGAAAUCUGCCACCAGAAUGUGGUUGCAAUAAAUUCUGUUCGGACCUAUCUCGGCUACACGACCACCACCGACUUCACGAUCACCGCGUUGUCAAAACCGGCAUUUUGUGAUCUUUGCACGUUCAAAAGCGAGGAUGUUCCAAAUAACGGUGUGUUGGCAAUUGACUCAAACACGCUGUACAUUCUGACAGUAGAUCAGCUAGAUUCCAGCCUUCUUAUAGAGAGCAUUCCGUUGCGAUACACACCCAAGGCCAUGGCUGAUACCAUUAAUGAUAAUGGAAUGGUUUACAUAGCUGAGGCUGACAACGGUUUGCGGUCUCCGUAUGUGGAUGAGGUCAAGAAGGAAGAGAAUUCAGAUAAAAAUUCAAGCAGUCCACCUAUUUCAAAUGAGCCAAACCACUCAAAUGAGCCAAACAACUCAAAUGAGCCAAACAACUCAAAUGAGCCAAACAACUCAAAUGAUUCAGCUAACUCAAAUGAUUCAGCCAAUUCAAAUGAUUCAGCCAAUUCAACUCUACCAGACGAAAUCGUGCUUUAUGAAACAGACGACGAGAAAGAUGAGUACUACCAACAGUUCGGAUAUCCGCAUUUGGAAUCCAGCUGGGCCUCGUGCAUCCAAGUGGCCUCUUUUGAGAACAAGGCUGUGGGCCAGACCAUUGAGCUUUUAAACGAAGCAGCUUUCAAAAUGUGCUCUGUCACAUUCAGCUCCAACCUCGAGCAGCUCUUCCUGGUAGUGGCUACAUCCGUGCACCAGAGGUUUGCUCCAAACCGCAAUGAUGGCACUCACUUACGGGUUUACGAGGUUCAGCAGGACGGAUCGUUGACUUUUCAUUAUAAGACGCAGACUGAAGAUCUUGCAUUGUCUUUGACCAGCUUCCAGGGGAUGCUUUUGGCCGGAAUAGGCAAUACUUUGGUGCUCUACACUCUUGGAAAGAAGCAGCUUCUCAAGAAAAGUGCAUUGAAGCUUGACUGCCGGACGAUCGUCGAUAUAAAAAGGGCAGGUAACAACAUAUUCGUCAGCGAUAUCAACGACAGUGUCAGAUUUGUGACGUACAAACCCCUCGUGUCAAGCUUUUUCGUUGUUUCGGAUGACUGCAUCCAGAGACACGUGACGAGGGCCUUACCACUAGAUGAGCGAACUGUGAUGGUUGGCGAUAAGUUUGGCGAGCUUUCUGUGCUAAGAUGCGAUCCAAAUGCGUGGUCAGCUUCCCAGAAUGAUCCUCACGGCACAUUUAUUGGCAGCAUGAAGGGAGAAAUGAACGGGGCACCGUUCCGGUUGAGUAACUUGAUGAAUUUCUACAUUGGAGAUGUGCCGACGAGUUUGGGUAAAGGAACACUAACUGUUGGUGGCAGUGAGUGCAUAUUGUAUGCUGGGAUACAGGGCACUAUCGGGUGCAUGCAUCCGUUGCGGACAGUGAAGGAGAUGAACUUCUUUGUGGAGUUACAGAAGCAUGUGUGCAGGGAGUUGGAGCCGAUAACGGGCCGAGAGAUUAUGAAGUUUAGAAGUUAUUAUAUACCGAUUAAAGGCUGCAUUGAUGGCGAUCUGUUGGAGGAGUACUUCCGAAUGAGCUGGGAAAAGCGGCAAAGAAUAGCCAAGCAGAUGGAUAGAGAGCCUCGGGAGAUUGAUCGAAGAAUAUCCGACAUGCGGACGAGGUUUGCUUAUUAG